This is a messenger RNA of Salvelinus namaycush (lake trout), 2088 nucleotides long. Its product is annotated as proline-rich extensin-like protein EPR1. The coding region runs from base 1 to 2088 and encodes 695 amino acids. NCBI's taxonomy places the organism in Eukaryota, Metazoa, Chordata, Actinopteri, Salmoniformes, Salmonidae. The record is from RefSeq and is a predicted model, not a curated record. The transcript has 4 exons.
AUGCGUAGCGCUGAGGACUCCAUAGCCCCCUACCCAUCUCCACUAGCUGAGGACCCCAUAGCCCCCUACCCAUCUCCACUAGCUGAGGACUCCAUAGCCCCCUACCCAUCUCCACUAGCUGAGGACUCCAUAGCCCCCUACCCAUCUCCACUAGCUGAGGACCCCAUAGCCCCCUACCCAUCUCCACUAGCUGAGGACCCCAUAGCCCCCUACCCAUCUCCACUAGCUGAGGACUCCAUAGCCCCCUACCCAUCUCCACUAGCUGAGGACUCCAUAGCCCCCUACCCAUCUCCACUAGCUGAGGACCCCAUAGCCCCCUACCCAUCUCCACUAGCUGAGGACCCCAUAGCCCCCUACCCAUCUCCACUAGCUGAGGACCCCAUAGCCCCCUACCCAUCUCCACUAGCUGAGGACUCCAUAGCCCCCUACCCAUCUCCACUAGAUGAGGACCCCAUAGCCCUCUACCCAUCUCCACUAGCUGAGGACUCCAUAGCCCCCUACCCAUCUCCACUAGCUGAGGACCCCAUAGCCCCCUACCCAUCUCCACUAGCUGAGGACUCCAUAGCCCCCUACCCAUCUCCACUAGCUGAGGACCCCAUAGCCCCCUACCCAUCUCCACUAGCUGAGGACUCCAUAGCCCCUACCCAUCUCCACUACUUAGGACCCCACUCUGAGGACUCCAUAGCCCCCUACCCAUCUCCACUAGCUGAGGACCCCAUAGCCCCCUACCCAUCUCCACUAGCUGAGGACCCCAUAGCCCCCUACCCAUCUCCACUAGCUGAGGACUCCAUAGCCCCCUACCCAUCUCCACUAGCUGAGGACCCCAUAGCCCCCUACCCAUCUCCACUAGCUGAGGACUCCAUAGCCCCAUACCCACCUCCACUAGCUGAGGACUCCAUAGCCCCCUACCCAUCUCCACUAGCUGAGGACCCCAUAGCCCCCUACCCAUCUCCACUAGCUGAGUACUCCAUAGCCCCCUACCCAUCUCCACUAGCUGAGGACUCCAUAGCCCCCUACCCAUCUCCACUAGCUGAGGACUCCAUAGCCCCCUACCCAUCUCCACUAGCUGAGGACUCCAUAGCCCCCUACCCAUCUCCACUAGCUGAGGACUCCAUAGCCCCCUACCCAUCUCCACUACCUGAGGACCCCAUAGCCCCCUACCCAUCUCCACUAGCUGAGGACCCCAUAGCCCCCUACCCACCUCCACUAGCUGAGGACCCCAUAGCCCCCUACCCACCUCCACUAGCUGAGGACCCCAUAGCCCCCUACCCACCUCCACUAGCUGAGGACCCCAUAGCCCCCUACCCACCUCCACUAGCUGAGGACCCCAUAGCCCCCUACCCACCUCCACUAGCUGAGGACCCCAUAGCCCCCUACCCAUCUCCACUAGCUGAGGACUCCAUAGCCCCCUACCCAUCUCCACUAGCUGAGGACUCCAUAGCCCCCUACCCAUCUCCACUAGCUGAGGACCCCAUAGCCCCCUACCCAUCUCCACUAGCUGAGGACCCCAUAGCCCCCUACCCAUCUCCACUAGCUGAGGACUCCAUAGCCCCCUACCCAUCUCCACUAGCUGAGUACUCCAUAGCCCCCUACCCAUCUCCACUAGCUGAGGACUCCAUAGCCCCAUACCCAUCUCCACUAGCUGAGGACUCCAUAGCCCCCUACCCAUCUCCACUAGCUGAGGACUCCAUAGCCCCCUACCCAUCUCCACUAGAUGAGGACCCCAUAGCCCCCUACCCAUCUCCACUAGCUGAGGACUCCAUAGCCCCCUACCCAUCUCCACUAGCUGAGGACCCCAUAGCCCCCUACCCAUCUCCACUAGCUGAGGACCCCAUAGCCCCCUACCCAUCUCCACUAGCUGAGGACUCCAUAGCCCCCUAUCCAUCUCCACUAGAUGAGGACCCCAUAGCCCCCUACCCAUCUCCACUAGCUGAGGACCCCAUAGCCCCCUACCCAUCUCCACUAGCUGAGGACUCCAUAGCCCCCUACCCACCUCCACUAGCUGAGGACCCCAUAGCCCCCUACCCAUCUCCACUAGCUGAGGACUCCAUAGCCCCUACCCAUCUCCACUACCUGAGGACCCCAUAG